CAAUAUGGAAAGCAUUGAGAUUGAUUUUGUGAAACCGGAGAAAAGUUCAUUACAGAAGCUGUAUAUAGGAGAAGGUUGGAUGAGAAGAACUGGACUUAAACCUGGAAACAUUGUUCUCAUAAAUAGAUCCUUUAUUGCCAGAGUUUUCCUUCAUAGGAUCAGAGAGGUUAGCAGUGGAAUAUGUAGUACAGGGUCCCAAAUACAGAACCUUGGAGAACUCCUUCCUCAUCUAACCCCUCAGCAAGGUCUUCAGCAGAGUACUCUGGAGAAACUUAAUCUUACAACAGUAGGGUCAAUUUCAGUUGUUCUUGUUUUAACAAAGAAAAUCGAAGACAUGGAAGGGUAUUCGGAGAUACUAAGAGAUGUACUGCAUAAUGUUUGUUUUGUAAACAAUACAACUGUACUGCUAGAGGAAAAUACAGUGGCUAAAUUACAUCAUAUUUCAGCAGUCCAAAUUCAUUUAGACAAAUCUGGCUUUUCUUAUAAAAUCAACAGGCUUACAAACAUCAAGAUUGCUAGAGUUUACACCACCAGAUAUAUUCAUCGGAUGAAGAAAACCAAAUCUGCUCCACUGGUUGGUGGUGUAGAGGGAUUAUAUAGCAAACUCUACAAAUGUCUCCGGCAGAAGAAUCAACAUAUUCUGCUCUCAGGUCCUUCUGGUUGUGGGAAAGGAUCACUGGUUAACCGGCUGGCUGCAGACCUUGAGUGGCCGGUUAUAUCUCAAGACUGCUCAGAAUUAGGUUCGGGCUCAGGUGCUCUUGAACAGAUAUUUGAUGAAGCUGAGGAGAUCUCUGCUCAGGAUCCUGAUAAUCCUGGAACUAUUCUUGUUCUUCGAAAUAUUGAAACAGCAGGUGGAAAGAAGGGAAUUCAUCUGCUGCAAGGGAUUUCAAAACUUUCUUCUUAUCUCGAUAAAUAUAAACCUUCAGAUAAUAUUGUGGUGGUUGUGACUACAACUAAACCUCAGGAGGUUAGCCCUGGUUUGAGAAGACCUGGUCGCCUUGGGGUCGAAUUCUUCAUGAAGGUUCCGACACAAGAUGAAAGAUUGCGUAUUCUUGAAUGUUUGGAAGAACAGUUAAAGCUAAACCUAGAGGCUGGUUACUUGGAGAAGAUUGCUGGUUGCACGAGAGGAUAUCUUGCCUCUGAUCUAGCUCUGCUGACUCGGAGAAUACUUUGGGCUGAUCCAGGGUCUGGUUGGACGGGGAUACAGAAGUGUAUUGAUAUCACUGUUCCCUCUGGUCUCCGACUAGGACUAGGAUGGGUCAACCUGGAGACUAUAUCUUGGGAUUCUAUAGGUGAAUGGAAGAUGUGAAGAGAAAACUUGAAAGAGCAGUUGAAUGGCCAAUUAGGAAUCCAGAAGCAUUUACCAGACUUGGUAUCAAACCAUCUAAAGGAUUGCUCCUGUACGGU
Eurytemora carolleeae is the source of this 1407-nucleotide messenger RNA. RefSeq names its product cell division control protein 48 homolog B. The transcript is spliced from 16 exons. NCBI's taxonomy places the organism in Eukaryota, Metazoa, Arthropoda, Copepoda, Calanoida, Temoridae. Gene Ontology annotation, molecular function: ATP hydrolysis activity; ATP binding. Bases 5 to 1309 code for a protein of 434 amino acids. The record is from RefSeq and is a predicted model, not a curated record.